GACCCGAGGUCUGUGGAUGUUAACGUGCAUCCGACCAAGCGCAAAGUCCACUUCUUGAACCAAGAAACCACCAUGGUGCGAAUGUCGGAUGUCAUUCAGCAGAAUCUCGCUGGUCAAAGUCAGUCGCGAGUAUUGUAUCAGAUACACGUACAUGCAUAUACUCACAUUUCUACAAUAUAUUGUCAUCUCACAGAUACAAAGGUGUUCUAA
Suillus discolor is the source of this 210-nucleotide messenger RNA. RefSeq lists its product as uncharacterized. The annotation marks the transcript as partial. Gene Ontology annotation, molecular function: ATP binding; mismatched DNA binding. Gene Ontology annotation, biological process: mismatch repair. The transcript has a single exon. The record is from RefSeq and is a predicted model, not a curated record. NCBI's taxonomy places the organism in Eukaryota, Fungi, Basidiomycota, Agaricomycetes, Boletales, Suillaceae.